CUUUGCUGCUCACAAAACGCCUGCUGUGUUUGCCUACUGAACAAAAAUAUUGCUACGUCUCGACUUCUUUGACACUUUCUAUUUUCUAAUUGAAAACAAAAGAUUAAUGCCUCAAGGUUGCAGGGCUGGCACUGCAUCUCUUGUGGGAAUGGUAUUGAAUGCUAGACUCUGAAUGGCAGUUACUCUGGGUAUUGAAGCAUCCACACAUGGGCAGCUCAGUGUCUUACGAUCCUCUGCUUCAGCGGGCAAAUGAUUUCACUCUUGGGAGAAAAGUGUGGCUGAGAACCUGUGCAUGGGUAUUACAAUCAAGCACUUUCUCUGUCAUCCUGAGGUUCCAUGGCUACAAUCCAGACCCUGACUCUAGCCAGUGAUUCCACCACCAGUCAUUGCAGAGACGUUUAUCCUCUCUCCCCUGCUGACGAAAAGUACAUUAUGGGAAGCGUGGGCAGCCUCGUGGCUGAGAAGUCUGAGCUGCCAGGUAAUGGCCUGAAGAGGAAUGGGAACACUUACAACCUGCGGCAGCAGGACGGGCUGUUCAAAAAAGGACUGAGCCAAAAGGAGCUGCUGAACUAUCUGAACAGCACGAAGAAUGGAUCGAAGACUGAGAAGCGGAUCGCAUCCAGCAGCUCCUCCAUGGACAGGGAACGCUGUCACAAGGUCCAGCAGAAUGAGAUUUUUGGGAGAUUGUGCUAUAAAGAUGGGAAGAAAAUCGAUUUGACGAAGAACUCAUUUCCUGUUGGAGGGAAAUUUGAAAAGUCCCGUUUCCGACCAUCUGCCUUUAAGCCUGUCGUCCCAAAAAACUUCAGUUCGAUGCAGAACCUGUAUCCGCCCCAGAGUAAGGAACUGUCUGACAGCACAGCCAGUCUCGAUGUCUUCAGUAAGACUGAGCUUUCGCCACUGAGGAAUAGGAGUGAAAAGAAGGAUUACUUCAGGACUGUGAGUCAAGAGGAAGACAUGUCUGACUCCGGGCGGAACUCCAUGACCAGCCUUCCUCCCUGUGGAACAGGCGUCAAACAUCACGUAGGCCAGAUAAGUGCCUCUAUGAGCCAAAUCAACCACGUCGGAUCAAAUUGCGUUGACGGGGGCUCACUGAGAUCCAAGGAUGCGUCCAACUGUGACAGUGGACGCUUUUCCUGCAAGAGUAUGGCUGUGCUAAACAGGCUGAACCCUCUGGGUAACAUGCCCCCAUCUUGUGAGCUCUCGCUGUCAAUGGAGGACUUUAUGCAGGAGCUGGAGGACCGGCUCCAUGAGAAAGAACUGGAGCUGAAGCAGAUGAGAAAGAAUCUAAACGAGAGUGAGGACGCCAUUGCCCAGGUGUUUGAGGAUAAGCAGAGGCUGUGGGAGAAGGAAAUGGAGGAGUUGAAGCGAGUGUAUGCCACAAAACUCCAGCAAGUGACCCAGCAGGCCCAGCAUACCCAACGGACCCUCCAACUCCAAGUCUUCAAGGUCCAGCAGGAGAAGGAGAAGCUCCAGGAGGAUUUUGACAAACUCCUGGGGGAAUGCGAGGGGCUGAAAACCCACUGUACGUCUUACAAGCAGGAACAAGACGACUUGAACCCAAGGCUAGAGGAAACCAGAUGGGAGGUUUGUCAGAAGGUAGGCGAGAUUGCCCUCUUGAAACAGCAGCUCCGAGAUUCUCAGGCCGAAGUGGCGCAGAAACUGAGCGAGAUCUUCAACCUCAAAACCCAGUUCCGAGAAGUCCGGCUGGAGCUGAGUGCCAAAGACGAGCACAUCUCACUGCUGAAGGGUGCCGUACAGUCGCGCUCGGUGGUGUUGGCCAGGAGAACCAGCAACCUGCACCAACAAGAGGAAGCCAUCCUAAUCCAAGAAACUGCUCUGAGGAAAGACGGUACGCCUGAAACCAUGAGAGUUUUCCUUUGUGGUGAAACGGAUGAUCUGAAGUUUAGAGGCCUUCAGGAAGAGAACACUCAAAACCUCGUCCUUCAGGUGGAACAACUCAAAGCAGAACUUUUGCUGGAGCGAAGGCAGUGUGAAGCCCAGGCUACCAGUUUCCAGAUGGAGAGGAGCACCUGGCAGGAGGAGAAGGAGAAAGUUAUCAAGUAUCAGAAACAGCUGCAGUCCAGCUAUUUGGAGAUGUACCAAAGGAACCAAAUCCUCGAGCAAGAGAUUCAGGAGAUUGCAGCUAAACUGGAACUGACAAACAUGGUGGAUGUCAAACAGAAUCUGCCCUGGAUUGAGAGAAUCGAAUCCUCUGAGAUCUGAUGGCUGUGAAAAGAGAUGGAACGAGAAUUUGUGGGGUCCAUUCAGGAGAUAGAAGUUUGAAACAAAUCAAUCUUCAAAGUGCUGGAUUUCUCUUGGUGACUAACUUAACACAGGAUAAUGAUAAACCUGGGAAGUGAUAACCUUGAGUACAAUUUGCUAGAGGUUUGGGGAAUAGAAAUGAAAGGGAACCUUCAACUCUCCGUUCCAUUUGAUAUGGAUAUUUGCCUGGGUGAGAGGUUGCCACACAUGACUGAACCUGUGACCAUGGCUUACAGUAUAAGCCAAAGUUGAACUUUAAUCCGUAAAUUUAGCUUGUGAAAUGAUCCUGAGUGAGCUAUUUUUAUAUUUUGCCAAUACUCUGGAUAAUUAGUGCAUAAGAACAUAAGAACAUAAGAAUUAGGAGC
Molecule: messenger RNA, 2627 nt
Organism: Callorhinchus milii (elephant shark)
Lineage: Eukaryota; Metazoa; Chordata; Chondrichthyes; Chimaeriformes; Callorhinchidae
Gene: n4bp3
Product: NEDD4 binding protein 3
Exons: 5
Coding region: 337-2223 (628 amino acids)
Cellular component (GO): cytoplasmic vesicle
Source: RefSeq, a predicted model, not a curated record